CUGGGGGUCAGUGUUGGGUCGUCAGCUGUCGCCUCCACGCAGAGCGGCCGCCUCUGAUUGGCCGCCUGUGAAACAUCUGUAUUCAGUUCCAGUGGUUCGUGUCUCCGGCCAGAAAGCUGCAGCUGACUGAGGGCUCGGUGGUCAGACAGCGUGGCUUCCAGCGGUAACAGCCGGUAACAUGCAGCUGGCUCCCGGGCGCGUCGCGUCGCUGCGGGUCGGUCCGGAUGUUUGGAUCAAGCUGUUUCGGGCUCUCUGACGCUGACAGGAGAACUUCUGGGGCCCAAAAGGAAGACGAAUGAAUGAGUCAGGAUUACGCAGCAGCCCGGUCACAAUCAGUGUCUCUCUGAGAGGGUUUUUCUUCCCGAGAUCGAGCCGUCCUCCCCGCUGCUGGGAGCCGGGUCCGCCGCUGAGGAUCCAGGUCUGCAGACGGAGGGUUUUUUCUGAGCGACGCUGCAGACACAAAGGAGCUCUCCUCUCUGUUUUUCCUGUUUUUAAGGUGACAGCUUUCCCUCUGCGCGCCCACCAGCCGCCCAGACUGUCUGAGAGACCUGAAAUAUUGGACUAUUGAUAAGUUUCAAUCAGAUUUCCUGUCGUUGCGUCGGGAAGCUGCCGGGUUGGACCGAGGAAUGUUGUGAUUUAUUUAUUUUUAUUCUAAGGAGGAAGCAGAUCCAUCCGGAGCGUUUUAAUGCAAAGCCUGUGCAGGAUCAAGAUGCAGUUCCGGACGGUGCUGGACGUGAAAGUUGUGGACGUGGAGAAGAGGCGGAAUCCGUCCAAGCACUACGUGUAUGUCAUCAAUGUCACCUACUCUGACAACACGUCUCACAUCAUCUACCGAAGAUACAGCAAAUUCUUCGACCUGCAGAUGCAGCUACUUGACAAGUUCCCAAUUGAGGGAGGGCAAAAAGAUCCGAAGAAGAGGAUCAUCCCGUUUCUCCCAGGCAAAAUCCUGUUCCGGAGGAGUCAUGUGCGAGACGUGGCCAUGAAGCGGCUGCGUUUCAUCGAUGACUACUGCAGGGCUCUGGUGAGACUUCCUCCUCACAUCUCUCAGAGCGAGGAGGUGCUGCACUUCUUCGAGACGAAAGCUGAGGACAUCAACCCCCCAGUAGAGGACUAUGGAUCCAAGCGCAAGUCUGUGUGGAUGUACGGCUUUACAGACAGCCCGAGGAAAGAGGCCUCAGGGAUUGACAGCUCAGAGCCCAUGGUGCUGGAGCAGUACGUGGCCGUGGCCAACUACGAGAGGCAGGAGAACUCUGAGAUCAACCUCAAGGCUGGCGAGACGGUGGAUGUGAUCGAGAAGAGUGAAAGUGGUUGGUGGUUCGUCAGCACGUCGGAGCAGCAGGGCUGGGUCCCAGCCACAUACCUGGACUCCCAGAAUGGAACCAGAGACGAUUCGGAUCUGGCCACCUCCAGGACCGGAGAAGUUACUAAGAGAAGAAAGGCUCACCUGAAGAGGCUGGACCGCCGCUGGACCCUCGGUGGUAUAGUUAACCGCCAGCAGAGCAGAGAGGAGAAAUAUUUGACGAUCCAGCCGUACACCAGCCAAGGCGCGGAUGAAGUGAGCUUUGAGAAAGGGGUCACCGUGGAGGUAAUCCAGAAGAACCUGGAGGGCUGGUGGUACAUCAGAUAUUUAGGAAAGGAGGGGUGGGCACCGGCCUCCUACUUGAAGAAACUAAAAGAUGACUUCUCGCCUCGUAAGAAAACCCUAACGGGCCCCGUGGAGAUCAUCGGAAACAUCAUGGAGAUCAGCAACCUGCUGCAGAAGAAGUCGGUCAGCGAGAAGGACAUCCAGACAGACGGAGAGGGAAGCAACACGCCAGAGCGCCACAUCACCAAGAGCGAGAUCAGCCUGCCCAUGCCCUAUAACUCAGAAAUCAACGCCGAGACGGGCAGGAGGCUGAGCGCCGGCCGUGACACCAACAGCCCCUGCCUGGGGAUAGCCGCCAGUUCUGCCCUGAGUGAGAAAGUCAGAGGGGAGCCCGGGUCUCCAGCUGUGGCACGAGUGGCUCCACACAGAGUGGAAAUUGGCUUUGAAGCUGUAGGGUCUCCAAAUCUGAGGCAGAAACCUCCCCCAAGAAGAGAAACCAACUUGGGUCUCCAGUUACCAAAGCCACCAGAGCCCCCUGCUGUGGAAGCAGAGUAUUACACCAUAGCAGAUUUCCAGUCCUCCAUCUCCGAUGGCAUCAGUUUCCGUGGAGGACAAAAGGCUGAUGUGAUAGAGAAGAACCCAGGAGGUUGGUGGUACGUGCAGAUUGGGGAGAUGGAAGGCUGGGCCCCCUGCUCCUACAUCGACAAGCGCAAGAAGCCCAACCUCAGCAGACGGAGCAGCACUCUCACCCGCCCCAAAGUCCCUCCACCGGCUCCCCCGAUCAAAAAACAAGACUCAGAGGACGCCCCCCAGCCUCUCAACCCUUCCUCCAAAGCCACGGAGCAGCCCAGCAGGCCAGUGUAUGAGGAACCGGAGUAUGAUAUUCCCGCAAUCGGAUGCGAGGGCGAAUCUGACAGUGAGUUUCUGAAGAACGAGCGCUCCCAAGAGGUGAAGACCAGCAAUGUUGUCUCUGAAAAGUACCACAGCUCCCCUCCAUCAAAUAAAGCUUCACCUCCGGUCUGCAAAGCUUCCCCAGUUUUCGCUCAUCGAAGAACCUCGUUCAGAUCUGUUGAAGAGGUCAGUAAGGAGGAGUGUAUCUAUGAGAAUGAUGGCUUCAGACUGAGCAGUGGCGUUGAAGGAACCAGAGUUAAAGGUUCCAGUGAACCCAGCUCUCCAAGGAGCUACCAUUCCUCAACAGUCCCAAGGAAACCUUCUGGAUCUUCCCCUUUAGCUGGUCUAACCAGGAAAACGAUGACACCAGAGAUGAGCAGAAGAAGCCAGACACUUGGCAGACAUGUAGACAUGAGGUCUCAGGACAGCAGCCCUCACUCUUCAUCAGACGAACUAGUCAGAGGUCCAAAGAAAAAUCCCGCCCUUAAGCGGGAUAUUGAACCAGGAAUCGGUCAGAGCCCUUCCACCAGACCCAAGCCGUCUGUCAGACCUAAACCCCUCCUGACCAAAUCAGAACCCCAGAGCCCUGAGAGAAUGGACAUCAGCUCUCUGAGACGGCAGCUGAGGCCUGCCAGUCAAUAUCGACAUAUCCUCAAACCGACUCGCGGGGAUGACUCGGAGACAGCUUCUGUUAUCUCCUCAGAGGGUUCCAUGUGUUCACGCAGUACGUCCGAUCUGUCUUCUGUAUACUCUAAGGGGAGCCGAGGGGACUCAGAUGUGGAAGGCCCUACCUUGUACCGCUCUGUCGAUGUCUACAAGAAGGUCCAGGACUCUGAAAUCAGUUUUCCGGCAGGAGUGGAAGUUGAGGUUUUAGAGAAGCAGGAGAGCGGUUGGUGGUACGUCCGCUGGGGCUCAGAGGAGGGCUGGGCUCCCUCUUAUUAUCUUGAACCGGUCAAGAAGGUGGGUGAUCCAAGUGUUUUAGAGUCAAAUGGACAAAGAAAUAGUGGGAAAAAGUCUAACAGCCUGGAGAAGAAUGAGAAGCAUGUUUUAGCCCUGAAUAACAUCAACAUUCAGGGUCUGACCCAGCAGCACCAAGGAUUGAGAGGAAAUUCUCCUCCGAUUCCUUCCAAGCCCCCCGGAGGCUUCUCCAAACCCUCUGGACUGGUUAACGGAGGUGUACGGAUGAGAAAUGGUGUACGGCAGGUGGCGGUCAGACCCCAGUCUGUUUUUGUGACCACAUCACAGACCUCUAAGGAUUCCCACUACAUGACUGGUUCCUUACGGAGAAACGAGUCCCUCGGCAGGAGUGACCACUACAGCUCUGGUUCUGCCACUCUCGGAGUUCGCAGAAAUGCCUCCUUCAGUACUGUACGACCCCACGUUGUUGUCGAAAGCCAGACGAGGCCAGUUGAGCGCUCCGGUCUGGGAUGCUCAGGAACCGCCUUCAGCACCUCCAAUGUCCCUGAUGCCUUGAGCAGAGUGAGCCAGCGCAACGGGAUCCCAGUGUCCACAGUGCGUCCCAAGCCCAUCGAGAAGAGCCAGCUAAUCCACAAUAACCUCGGCAGGGAUGUGUACGUGUCCAUCGCAGACUACCGUGGCGACGAGGAGACUAUGGGCUUCACUGAAGGAACAUGUCUAGAGGUUCUGGAGAGAAACCCCAACGGAUGGUGGUAUUGCCAGGUGCAGGACAGCCUGCUUCCCCGCAAGGGCUGGGUCCCGUCUAAUUACCUGGAGCGGAAAAAAUGAAACCCAGUCCCCUUAUAUGAUGUCUCCAUAGAGCUGUGGGCCGUGAGUCCCUAAGAAUGUUACCCCCAACCUCCCUUAAGCAAUAUGUCCUUGAUAAUGUACACUUAUGAAAAGAUGGAGGAAAUAGGAAAGAACACAAUAAAUUUUUCAGAGAAUGAGAGAAAAAAACAGAACACCUCUGAAGCAGGAAGGCAGAGAAAAACAUUGACAUAUUAAGGGAGAGGUUUCGAUUCUGCAGAAGCCAAGCAGGAUACUGGCUUUGCUGAUUAUGAUGGCCAAUAAGUGCCUUUUGUGUUUGAUCACCUGAUGGCAGAACUUUAAAUCAACCAAAUCUUUCUUCAAGAGUGCCAUAGUCCUGCGAACACCACCAAGAGUUUUACUAUUACCGCUUCAGAGUUCCAAGCAUCCUGAUUCCAGUUCCUGAUCAGACAGAUUGACGAAGACGACUAUGAAAUCUCUCUUUUUUCAUGUCUGUUUCAUUGUCACGUUUUGAUGCAAGUCUUCCUCUGAGAAUUAUUUCUGCCGUCUUGGAACAUCUGUUUGAAGUUCAAACUAACUCUGAACAAACAAGUUGGCCUAAACUGGUGCUUACAUUCCUCAAAGGUGGAAAUGAUAUUCAAACGUGUAUUUAGUGACGUGGAAAAAUUUGGAAGUUGGAUAUUUAGUUUUUUAAUGUAUGCCUUGUAGACCAAAAUUCCAGACAAAACAAGUAGCUUACAAAGAUUUUAUCUCCAGAAAAAUCUGUUCCUAUAUGUGUUUUGUUUCAUGUAUGCAACAUAAAGCUGCUGUCACUGCAACAUGUGAAAUAAAUCCCAGGGACACUUUCAAAAUGUGAUCACACCAAAUAGAAACAGCUUUUCAUUGGCAAAAUAAACAUUUUCUACUUUACCUGUUAUUUAUGGUAAAAAAAAAAUGAACAGGCUUUUAAUUACAAAUAUU
This is a messenger RNA of Xiphophorus maculatus (southern platyfish), 5161 nucleotides long. RefSeq names its product SH3 and PX domain-containing protein 2A (gene sh3pxd2aa). The record is from RefSeq and is a predicted model, not a curated record. The transcript is spliced from 16 exons. NCBI's taxonomy places the organism in Eukaryota, Metazoa, Chordata, Actinopteri, Cyprinodontiformes, Poeciliidae. Gene Ontology annotation, biological process: superoxide anion generation. The coding region runs from base 686 to 4222 and encodes 1178 amino acids. Gene Ontology annotation, molecular function: phosphatidylinositol binding; protein binding; superoxide-generating NADPH oxidase activator activity. Gene Ontology annotation, cellular component: cytoplasm.